Messenger RNA from Xenopus laevis (African clawed frog), 7900 nucleotides. RefSeq names its product PDZ and LIM domain 5 L homeolog (gene pdlim5.L). Gene Ontology annotation, cellular component: cytoplasm; filamentous actin; stress fiber. NCBI's taxonomy places the organism in Eukaryota, Metazoa, Chordata, Amphibia, Anura, Pipidae. Gene Ontology annotation, biological process: muscle structure development; actin cytoskeleton organization; heart development. The record is from RefSeq and is a predicted model, not a curated record. The coding region runs from base 456 to 3128 and encodes 890 amino acids. Gene Ontology annotation, molecular function: actin binding; muscle alpha-actinin binding. The transcript is spliced from 21 exons.
CUCCCCUCCUCUCACUGCAAAGUGACUGUACCCUGCCCCUUGCUUGCAGCCCUCCUCCGCAGGGAGGGGCAAUGGGGGGUGGAGGCAAGAGGAAAUAUAUAUAUACACAGAGGUGAAGGGAGGGAGAGGACAGUGUGCACUUAGUUCUGCGCCCAGUUCAUUAGACUUAGAAAGACGCAGAAGUUACCAGCAAUAGGCAGAAAAGAGGCGAGUGACACCCCACGUAGUUCGCUGCUCUUCAAUCCUCGGAUUGGCACUCCUGGGCUCUUCCCGCUCCCAGCAUAGGUGGGUUGCGCUGCGUUCCAAGGUGCUCGGCUUCACUUUAUUGGCGACUUCUCUUCUCCUUUCACCUGCGUGUGCCUCUUCAGCUGCAGUCACGUUAUGCUGGAACUCAAUCAGAUGACAGGAUAUUUACAGAUUCUCCGGUUGAAGCUGAUACUUAACCCUCAGCCAGUAUGAGUAACUACAGCGUAUCUUUGGUUGGCCCAGCUCCCUGGGGCUUCAGGCUGCAAGGAGGCAAAGACUUCAACAUGCCUCUAACAAUCUCCCGGCUAAGUGAUGGAGGAAAAGCUUCUCAAGCACACAUUGGAAUUGGUGACGUGGUUCUUACAAUAGACGGUAUAAGCACAGAUGGGAUGACUCAUUUAGAAGCGCAAAACAAGAUUAAGGCAUGCACUGGAUCAUUAAGUUUGACCCUUCAAAAAGCUUCAGCUGUGCCAAAAGCCAAUCCAAAUCCUCCACAAACUGAAGCACCUAAGGAAAUAUUUAAGCCUGUGCCAAUUGCAUCUCCCACACCUGUUGCACCCAAAGUCUCCAACGUGGCAUACAAUAAAGCACCUAAGCCAUUUGGAUCUGUGACCUCUUCCAAGCCUGCUUCGAUCCCAUCCGCAUCUUCUGCCUUUACCCCAGCCUCUGCAGCCCUCUCACUACAGUCUUCCCCACAACCAUCCGCUUUAUCCCUGCUGGCUAAGGUUGGCCCACCUCCCCACGCUGCAUCUGGAUUGCAUGCUAAUUCCAAACCUACCAUUGAGGGGCAUUCGCCAGCUUUGAGUGCUACUAAACCUGCAGUUAAUGUCCCACGGCAGCCUGCCAGCUAUAGCCAAACCGCCAACUUGUAUGAUAAUGAGAUUGCCCAAGAUGGGGCUGAUGUGAGAAGAGGACAGAAAGAAAACCAGGGUGACAAACAACAAAAUGGGAAAAUUCCUCCCAAACGUCCUCCACGAAAGCAUAUUGUGGACACCUACACAGAUAUCUACCAUACUUCAGUCUACAGUGAUGCCAGUAAGAAACGUCUUAUGGAUAACACCGAAGACUGGCAUCCCCGUACUGGCACUACUCAGUCUCGCUCCUUCCGUAUCCUGGCUCAGAUGACUGGUACUGAACAUAUGAAUGAACCAGAACCCGAGAAUGUGCAAAAGACCAAGGAAAGUAAUAUUUGCAAUGGAGAUAUCAGCACUUCUGUAGAGUUUCCGAAAGAAAGAGAAGAUCAAAAACUAUUGCAGAAUACAGAAGCCUGUUCAGUAGCAACUCAGACAGAUGAAGCUUCGCCUGUAGAAGAAAUGACAUUGAUAUUGGAUCCUUCAGUGAGCAGGCAAGAACCUGCAAUGUUGGAAAGAGAGGAGACCUCUUUUGUGUCUUCAUGUAGAACAUCCCCAGAAAAGCCAUCUGUUCAGACCAGCCCUUCUCAGUCUCCAAACAGGAGAAAGUCAGUAUUUGACAAUCCUUUGGAAUCUUUACCAAAAGCUGCGCCUUUCCCUCCUGCUACUGUUCAGAUAUUUAAAGUAAAUAGUCAAGUAGCUACAAUCACCAAAACAGCAUCUGUUUAUAUGAGGUCAUCUAUGAUAAUACCAGACCCUCUACUGGAGAAUAGUAGUUCGGCAGCAACUGUAACUAAUGGAAUUGGAACAAAGAUAAAUAUCAAAGAAAAAUGCAGUAUUGCUACUCAGACGUGUGACAAAGUUUUGACACCAGCAUCGCCUACUUGUGCUGUGGAAUACACAACCAGCAUCAUUCCUUCAUCCUCACAAGCGGCCUCCAGGAUUUAUAUACCAGAAAACACUAUGAAAAAUCCCCUGGAUACACUGCCAAAAUGUGCUCCUUGCCCUCCUCCAGUGCUUGCUCCUCUUGCUAUCCAAAACUGUAAGAGCAAAGUCAAUGCCGUGGCGGCUGUGACUGCUUUUGUAGGUGCCCAGGCCAGACUUUCCGAUCCCUUUGUCUCUCGCUCUCUCUUGGAUGCUCUUCUCAUAUCUCCAAUACCUAAGCCACCUUUUCCAACUUCUAAACCAUCAAGAAAAUCCACUGGUGGGUUGUACACAGGGCAAAAUCACAGCAAUGUGACCUUGGAAGCUCCACAGGCUACUGCAGCAUCUAAAACUAUGCCAAUUUCAUACAAUUCCUCACCGUCCAGCAAACCUGUCACCAGCAAGCCAACAACAUGGCAACCAGCUCCAUCAAAUGCACAGGUCACCAACAACCCAUCAAAUGCUGUGAAACCUUCCAGCAAUAACAAGUCCGUUCCCCCACCUUGGGUAGAGGACAAAGACACACUGGUACAGAGAGCUGAGCAUAUACCAGCAGGAACCCGUACCCCAAUGUGUGCCACCUGCAAUAAGGCCAUAAGAGGCCCUUUCCUAUUGGCUUUGGGGAAAUCGUGGCAUCCAGAAGAAUUUAACUGUGCCCACUGCAAAUCAAGCAUGGCCGAGAUGGGAUUUGUUGAAGAGAAAGGUGGCCUCUACUGCGAGAUUUGUUAUGAGAAGUUCUUUGCACCUGACUGUGCCCGUUGUCAGAGGAAGAUUCUUGGUGAAGUCAUCAAUGCCCUGAAACAGACUUGGCAUGUUUCCUGCUUCGUGUGUGUCGCCUGUCAUAAUCCAAUUCGGAAUAGUGUCUUUCAUUUAGAAGAUGGGGAACCCUACUGUGAAACAGAUUAUUAUUCCUUAUUUGGUACCAUUUGCCAUGGAUGUGAAUUCCCUAUUGAAGCUGGAGACAGGUUCUUGGAAGCUCUCGGACACACCUGGCAUAACACCUGUUUUGUGUGCACAAUAUGUUGUGAAAAUCUGGAAGGGCAGGCCUUCUUCUCCAAGAAGGAGAAACUUCUGUGCAAGAAGCAUGCCCAUUCUGUGAAUUUCUAAACCUGUGUUCCCGAUCCCAGAAAUAAGAAAAAGUCUUGGACGAGCAUUGUAUUCUGGGUUUUUAUUUCAUGUUUUCAUCUCUGAAGAGAUAAGAAAUAUUCAUUUUUACAGAAAAUUGUUUAAAAAAAAAAAAUCAGAUGCUGCUAUGAUGCGCAAAAAUGCUAUGGUUAAUAUAGAGGUUUUUCAUUUUAGUAAUUAUCACUUUUGUUUGCAUUUAUGGAAAACAAAAUACUCAUCAGAAUGUUGAUCACAACAAGUGAAUGCACCAAUUAUUGUAAAGCAAUUCUGAAAACAAAUGACUUAAUUCCUAAUCAACCUCUAUUUUCAUAUGGCAAGUUUUUAGGUUUGGGUUGGAGUAGGAGUAGCAGCAACAAUUUUAUUUUGAAGAGUUUAUUUGGUAUACAAAUUCACAGGCUGAAGCCCAUUUCGUAACCUUUUGCAUGAAUUAAGUCUGUGUGGCAUUACCUAUCAUGCAUAUGGGUACUGGUAAAAUAUAAGGGAUUAUACAAUGCAGUCAAACGUGGCUUCAUUCUGUAACCCAUAGCAAUCAGUUGGGUCAGAUUUUACUUGUCUAGGAUAUUGAAGACAAAUAUAUAGGAUUGGUUACUAAUGGUUCCUUUACUGGCAUCUGAUUAUUUCAUUUUCCAGUUAAAAAUAUUUAAAUUCACAGCCAUGACUGUCAGAAAUAUUUACAGGUAAGACAGGGUAAAAACACCUGCUAGGAAGUCAGCAACAAUAUAAAUUGGUUUUGAAAUAAUAAUACCCAUAAUACUUUUGUUUUAGACGUGCAGUAUAAUACACACAUAUAUUGUAAUCUGUUGCCAAACACCUUUUCAAAAGCCUAAUUAUCAAGAAGUUGGAGAUAGUCAGCUGUCUAAGUGCUCUCUGUUUAUUCAUUGGUGGUUUAUUAUUUAUAAGUUAUUUGCUAUACAUGGAGAAGACGUUAUGAUGUGCACAGAUUUCUGUGUUAUUAAAGUCUUGCCAUGUUUAAAGUCCUUUGUUGUUAGUAAUAAGAUAAAUCAGUACUGAGAAGUAUUGUGCUAUAGGGCAAGAAGUAGUGAACUUCAAAAAUGUAUUUCCCAUAGAUACAGGUAAAACCCUCAGUUUAUUAAAGGAUACAUUUACUUUCCCCAGAACAGACUCUUCUGCUUCCAGAGAAGGCAUCUCAACAUUAAUACAAUGCUAUAUUCUCCAGUUAGAAUCAACCUUACUUACACACUGUCAUGUAUCCCAUUGUUCUCUAACAUACUGAGAAAAUAUCUGCUUGCCAUUAAUAAACUGCAAAAAGACUCCAAAAGCCACAUAUAGUGCUUUAUAAAUUUUGGUGGAUCCAGAAGUUUUUCCAUCAGGUGAGCCGCUGGCCCUGGAGGAAAUUGUGAGAGUUUUGAGAAUGCAUAUCUAUGGGUGUGGGACUACACACCCUGCUAUGGAAAGUAUGUGUCCUUUAAAUUGGUAUUUAUGAAUGACAUACUGUUUCUUUACAAUUGCUUUGAAUAUUAUGUGGAGGCUGUUAAGUCAUUUCUUCAUUUAACACACGAGGAAGAGAAAAUGCACAAGAUAUGCUAUAGUUUUUUUACUGCCAGCGUUAGUGUUUAGGGGGUAUAUGUCUAUACUGAUGGUUUUUUAGAAACUGCACUAUUUUUUGUAAACUGUCAAAUGUGACAUGCUUGUUGUUUACCUAAUGAGGAUUUCUGUAUAUAGAGGGCCUACUGUAUAUCCCCUAAAAUGACCAAUUUAGAAUGGUUAAUGUUAACAGAGCCCAUACUUUCUCCAUCUGGCUGUGUAUGUAAUUUUUAAUAACCACUCCCUGACUGUUAGAUCCUUCUGAUAAUGUACAGUGAAUGAACUGCCUAGUAUAGUAUAUGUUAUUGAAGUCAUGUCUAAGUAACCUAAAAUAAUAAGUACUGUUGAUUCUAACAAAUUCUGAUGAAAUCAUUCAGGCCUGACCAGCUUGAUUCAAAAUGAAUUCACUGGGUUUUAGCUUUCAAACGACGCCUGCUUCGUUAUUCCUAUAUAUAGGUUAUUCAUUGUAUGUACAGUUGCAUGAUUGCUGUAUUAAUAUCGUGUUCCUUAAACAAGUGCACUGUGUUUAGGGUACAGAAUAACAUAACAGAAUCAUGUGUCAUGUUAUUUGCUGAUUAAAAUGUGUUUUUUUAGCAGAAAUCAUAUGUAGCAGAUAACACCAUUGAUAUCAAUAAGAGAGAGAGAGAGACAUAUAGCCCUCACAAAAGAAAAUGUAUACAUGAGACCAGUACAAUCGCAGGCAGUUGUGUAAGUUACAGUAUUAGGAAGAACAUUAUGCACAUCAAACUGUCUGUCAGCAACACUGGUUUGAGACUACCAGUUAUUUUUUGCAGCCAAACGAGUGGCUUUUUGAUUAUGAAUCCAGUGUUUCCUAUGUUGUAAGCAGCUCAGCCCCAUUGUCUGAACAAUCUAAUCUACUCUCAGUAUAAACACAGCAGCUUGCUUCUCACUGGAGUACACUACAUCACACCAGGCCAUGGUGUAAGAUUUCUAUUUUCUGUGUGGCUCUAGUGUAGCAUACAGUAUGCUUCUGGAUGUAAAUGUCAUCUCUUUGUGCUUUUCGGCAACCAACCUGCAUGGGUAAAGGCUGGGUUUCCUUCACAGAAAGACGUGGAUCAUUAUUUGCCAUCCAGAUGUUUGAACAUGUCAUCUAUGUAGCCAUGGCCAGCUUAAAGGAGAAAUAAACCCCUUAUUAAAAAAACCACCCUACCCCACAUAGACCCCCUCCUGCAUCCCCCCCACCCAGCCUAGCUGCUACCUGGGCAAAUGCCCCUAACUUUUUACUUACCCCUCGGUGCAGAUUCAGGGAUCGGAGUUCCACGCAGCCAUCUUCCGGGUGUUCGGUAAUCUGAGACCGGCGAAUCAGCGCAUGUGCAGUUGGAGUAAUUUCCCGGUUCGUGACAAUUGAUAGACAUUGCCGAAGUGCCGGAAGAAGACACAAAGCCCCAGAAGAUGGCUGCGAUGAACUCCGAUCCCUGAAUCUGCACCGAGGGGUAAGUAAAAAGUUUAGGGGCAUUUGUCCGGGGUAUCUGCUAGGCUGGAAGGGAGGGGGGAAUAUGCGGGGUAGGGUUUUUUAACUACUCUUAAGCACUGUAGUCGGCCUUCUGAGGCUUUAAAUGGCAAAAAUAUUUUGGUGAAUUGCUAUGUAACCCAUACUUAUAAUAGUUUGAAGGUUUAAUUGAUUUUAAUGUCACUGUUGUAGCAUAAUGUUUACUGAAAACAAAGGUUAUAUCCCUCAAGCAAACUGGCCCGAUUACAAUAAGCAGGUGUCACUAUUUAACUUCCAAAUUCAAUAUUCAGGAUGAGUUGAUGUCUGGCAAUUAUCAUUUAUUAUUAUUAUCCUUUAUUAUGUUUGUGCAUAUGUGAAUGGAGCAUCAAUAUACCCAUUUUGAGUCUGUUUCUUUUAAAAAAAAAACAUAUUUGGGAAUCAAAACAUCUGUUCUAUAAGUUGUACAAAAUCUGCAAGUUACUAAGGUUUAAAUGCCGGUGUCAUUCUCAUAACUUAUACAAGUUUUGCUACAAAAGCCACAGUAGCUCAGUGCUGUUUUGCUCAAGUUUCACUGCAAGGGGCAGAUUUAUCAAGGGUCGAAUUUUCGAGUUCAUAGGAGUUAUUUAAAACUCCCAUAAACACCCAUGAACCUUGAUAAAUCCACCCCCAAGUGUCAAGUUCCGGUACUGUUCUGCUUUCCUUCUGCAUUCGGGUUUUGGGUGAGUGCAAGGCUAUUGCCUGGCUGGAGUAUUUAUGUAUGUUUGAGCCUUGCUCCAUCUCCAGUACAACCUGCAGGGAGACCUCUCUGGAAGCCUGGCCUAUGGAGUAUAGAGCUUUCAUUAAAAGGCUGUAACAAGUCCAGUAUUACUUGGGAUGUGCCAGUAUAAUUUUAAUGCUAAUAACUUGCAGCUUUUGUACAAUUUGCAAAUGAACAUUUAUAUUAUAUACUGGUUUUUCUUGUACCAAUUUCUAAUGUUUAUGUUAAGAAAUGUCAUUGGGAAAUUGAGGGAAAGAACCUGAUAAGACCUGUAUAUUCUGUAUUUUCUGGGUGGAUUAUAGUGUCUUUUCAAUUUUAGGUUUAACUAUUGAAUUUACAUUUAUGUCUUGUAUGACACUGAAUAUUUAUUGUUCUAUUUUAGUUUGAAUGAACUAUUUUUAAAGAUGGUUUUAUGCAAAAGGCAAAAUAUAAAAAAAAACUUGUAUCUUGUGCCAUAGACCUUUAUUGUACAGAAAUCUGUUUAUGUACAUUUUCAGGUCUUAGUAUUACUUUACAAAGUAUAGCAGUAGACACUUUAGUAUAGUAAAUUAAAAAGAGCCCCCAAAAAGUGCUUGGGAGUUUAAUUUUCUAUCUGGUGAUCCUAAAACCACUAUAGGGGACAUUGGUUUUCUUAUGCUUAGAGUACAAACUAUAUAAUACACAUUAUAAGUCGGUCUAUGUUAGGUUUGUGUUUUCAGUUUAGCUUGUCCUGUGAAGUGUAUUCUAUCUAUCUCGCAUAUAAACGCAUCCAGUUAAUUGUGACGGGAAUGAUUUUCACGACACCGCUUUGCCGUUUCAUUUUUCCUUCCAAGAUGGCCACCAAAUCAGACUGAAAAAAUGAAUCACUAUGGAAACUGGAUGAAUAUUUACUUGCUCUUCAUGCUAAAUUCAACUUGUGAAUGCACAGUUCUUGUUAUAUUUUAUAAAUGUAUUCUUAGGGUUUAGGAAAUGUUUAUUUAAAUUAAGGUGACAGCAAGAAGUAUUAAAACAGCAAUUAUACAU